This is a messenger RNA of Olea europaea var. sylvestris, 3707 nucleotides long. RefSeq lists its product as uncharacterized. Gene Ontology annotation, molecular function: DNA N-glycosylase activity; DNA demethylase activity. Bases 809 to 3673 code for a protein of 954 amino acids. The transcript is spliced from 3 exons. The record is from RefSeq and is a predicted model, not a curated record. Lineage: Eukaryota; Viridiplantae; Streptophyta; Magnoliopsida; Lamiales; Oleaceae.
AAGAUUUCUUCUGCAGCAUUCUUAUUGCUAAAACAUUGAAACUUACCUAACAAUGCAGAUUUCUGUGUGCGCUUUAUUGCCUACACACCCACCCACCUCACCCUACCCCCACUCUGGUUGUAACGAAGCUGAGUUGGCUCAGCGGUAUAGACUCCUCCCGGUCGUGCCUUGUAGAGUGCUCGGGGACCUUGAAGCUGUAAAAUUCUUUUCCAAUAUUUUAAAUUAUGCAUUUAUAACUCAAUUAACAUGCUUUUAAUUUGACUAAAAACCACAAUUAAGCACGCGAUCGCAUUUUCAUUUUGAAUCGCAUAAGAGAAUCUCUGUACAGUUCUUUUUUUUUUUUUUUGGUGGGUUUUGUUCAUUCUGUUAACAAUAAUGUCACACGUUCAAAUUUGGAAUUGAAUCCUCAAUUUCAAUCCUUUUAGUAUUCUUUUAUGCGCAUUUGCUAAUAUACACACACAUACAUAGAGAGACUGGUAAUUAAUUUUUGGAAUUGGAUUUAUUGGAAUUAAUUGCAUGGGUGUUGUUCUAUUAUGUAAACAGCAGAAAAUACAUUUUUUUCACGUGUAUUUGACAAUUUUAGUAUAAGGCAGGUUAAUUUAUUGAUAAUUAUUUUUGGGAGUUUUACAUGAUCAGUUGAUAUAAAAGAAAUUUGGUACAGAAAAGUUUAUUUACUGACACUUAUAAGUGAAGUUUGUUGCACAAGAACACUGCCAAAGUGCAUACAAAAUAACAAUUUGAAUAUUUGUGAGGUUACUUGAAUUCGGAACAUACCUGGGAUGCAACUUUCAUUCCUCGGGAGAGAGUGAUGCAGAAAAGGAAUCAAUGGAUUCCUGGAAUACCGGAGAAGCCACUUCUGCAGAGGUCUAGUGGCACUCCAGCUGAAUUGUCAGGGAAUCAGAUGGAAACCACAAAUUGGCAGGAAUUACUUGGAAUUUACUCUGGGAUAUUACUAGAUGAGACGAUCUGUAAUGGGCAUCAGAAUGUCAGUCCAAUUCGAUUCGUGGAUCUAAAUAACAAGGAGCAUGACCAUCAAGACGUUGAUGCAGUUAAAAGGUUCGUUGGCUUUAAUCAUAGUGCUGGAAAUGUUGGCCCCAGCAUGCAGAAUUUGCACAAUGAUAGCCUUGUUUGGAAUGUUAAUCCUUUAACAGAAUUACCUGGGAUGAAGAAUGCUAUAUAUGCUCCAGUCAUCAAUGAUGCACCAAUGGAAAAAACUCGUGUUAAGGAUAAGCCUACAGUUCUCCAUCCAGAUUCUCGAGUUGAAAGGAACUGGACAGGGCACAAAACCACUGGUUUGAUACUUCAGCAAAAUCAUGUCUUGCACUCAAACCAAGAUAUCAGUGAUCACAACCGGCUAAAUCUGCCAAAUGAUUUUUUUGCAGUCCCCUGUUGGCCCAAUUAUAACCUGAAUUUACCCCCAAGAUCAGAAGCUGGUGAAUCCUCAAGUGCACCCAGCUCCUUCAAAUCAGCGCCAGUAACACCAGAUAAGCAAAAGCAGUCAAAGAGCUCACAGAUUGCUGGAGUACCACAUUUGUUAUUAGACAAAACCUUGAGCCCUGAAAAAGAUGAGCAAGAGAAUGUUGAAAAAUCUCAACCACCCAGAGGUGUUUUUCCUGAGGUAGCAGCAGUACCACAUUCAUUGAUAGGCAAAAUCUCAAGCCUGGAAAGAGAUAAGCAGGAAAAUGUCCAAAUAUCUCAACUACCUGAAGAUGUUCAGGAAAAACAUGAUGAACAUUUGAACAGACUAGACUCAUCAUCUGCAGCCAUUACAACAUCACUUCAGGAAAAGUACAUUUCAGAGGACAAAAAUUAUGGGGGAAUUGAUCUGAACAAGACACCACAGCAGAAACCGCCCAAAAGAAGAAAACACCGGCCAAAGGUAAUUGUCGAACAGAAACCCCAAAGGACUCCAAAACCUGCUUCUACGAACAAUAAUACUCCCAAAGAAAAUACUCCAGGAAAAAGGAAAUAUAAACCCAAAAAGGACAUCAAGACAUCUACUCAACUGACUGAUGCAAAAAAUAAGGUCAAAGUUGUUAAUCUUAGCUCUGCAGCAAAACCAUGUAGGAGAGUAUUAAAUUUUGAAUUGGAAAAUGGAGUUGAAAAGGAAAGCAAGGAAGGAACAUGUGGUAAGCAGGCAGAGACCAAUAAUGAAAAUAAGUUGCCUUUCAAUUUGAAUUUAGAUUCUCAGGAUGCGGAAUGGUACUUGGGACUCGAUGCGGUAUCUAAAACAUCUAAAGUGAAGGAAGGGCAUCGAAAAGAAUACAGCUUGGAGAAGCCUGAAUCGGCGAAUUUAUAUUCUUCCAUCCGCUCUGUUAAUCAAAUCCUGCCUCAAGUGUCAUUACCUCUUGCAUCUGUAGUACCACCAACUACAGCAAAGGACAGCACUUUGAAUGUGAUAGCAAGGAUUUUGAAUAUGCGAAAUGGCAAAACAAACCAGAGAGGCAGCCAGAAUGGUUACAACCAGGUAAAUCAAUGCAUCAGUGGAGGAGUAGCCCAGCUUGUUAUCCAAGCAAAUGCCACUAAAGCGAAGCUUGAUAGAGAAAGGCAAUUGAUGCGGCUGAGUAGGUCUCGACUUCUAGAAGAUUUGGUGGAUAUAACUGAGGAACGAGGAUCAAAGAGAGAAUAUUCCAACACUCAGCUGACAAAUCCUGGAAUUGUCAAGACAGGCUCUCAACAAUUGUGCCAUAGAGUUUCUAAGACGGGCCAGCAUAGCAGUGAUAGCUGCAAAUUAUGGCAAUUAAGUUCAGGAACUUGUAAGAAAAAGAAGGUCGAGGGUAAAUUUGACGGAACCUCAACCUACUUGCCCUCUUGUAUUACAACUCUUAAAGAUUGCUCAAGGCAGGUUGAAGGAAGAGGCAUUGACAGUGUCCAUGAAAAUAGUUCCAUAUCACACCUGAAUUAUGGAUUACGAAAACCUGAGCUUGAACUAAAAAACACCAACAAUGUAGUCAGCAAGGUCACAAGUGAGAUUCGGCAGCAACAUACUUUAUCGCAAGUGCAUUUUUAUACAGAACAAAUUGAACAGAAGAAAUUCCAUCAAACCACUGAAGCAAAAAGUGUCAACAACCAGACUGCAGUUUCUAAUUGGAAUCUGAAUGAUCCAUCCCAGAGAGAUCCUGUGUCAACCCAAGGAAAUCAAAGUAUAACUUCUCCUUCUCCUUUGUCAGUGAAAAAACAGACCACCGGACCAGCAUUCUCCAGCCAAGCAUUCAGUAUGGACCAAGUGUUUAAGCAAGAGGGCAGGAGUGCACGAGGAUAUCCCAACAAAGAACCUGCCGGCUCACUAGAGGAACUGAGACAUAUAACUUCAGUUGAUGAAAUUAUAGAUCAUUUUAAAGAUCUACACAUUGCUAAUAAUGGCAAGGAAAUUGUUGGGGAAGAGCAAAGUGCACUCAUACCAUACAAAAGAGACAGUGUAAUUGUUCCAUAUGCGGAAUUCAAUCCACUCAGGAAACACAAGCCACGGCCAAAAGUGGAUCUUGACCCUGAGACUAACAGAUUAUGGAACCUUUUGAUGGGGAAGGAAGGAAGUGAAAGCACAGAAACGAUGGAUGAGGACAGAGAAAAAAGGUGGGAAGGGGAAAGGAAAGUGUUCCAUGGACGAGUAGACUCAUUCAUUGCACGGAUGCAUCUUGUUCAAGGUAUUUGCAUGCAGAACUCUGAAAUUUAACAUAAUUACUGAUGUCAUGCUUAUGCUAGUCAAU